AUUUUUAGAGUGCGGGUCAUGGAAACACCAUUCGUGACGCGUCCCCUUUAAACUGCCCACUCUGCGGAUAAAGUGAGGAGUGGUAGCGCGGAUGGGGCGCGCGUGUCUGUAAUACAAGAGUCUCUUGGUAUGCACAGCAACGAUUGACUGCAGAUUCCAUUUAACGCUUUAACUAACCGACUAAUGGCUUGUUGCGUGAACAUAACGCAACAACUACUGAGACGUCGGCAUGCGAGGUAGACGGACAGCAAAGACCGUGGCGACCUGCUUAAUGCCUCCUUAAAUGUGGAAUGAAGAGACACCCCUUCCUUUGCAUCAUUUGCUUUUUUCCUGCACUUCCCUCCUUGUCCUUCUCAAACAACCUGCCGUGUGGAAGCUUUGGGGUAGACGAGGACACACCCGCAUACUGUACCUCUCUGCCCCUCCUCCCUGCCUGCCCCGUUAUGCACAAUACGCCGGUGUGCCGAGAGCUACGGCAGACAGUCGCAGUCAGGAUUUAAAGAAUCAGAUGUGUUUGUCAUUUUCAUCGCGGUCACACAGAUGCCGGAUUGCUAUCCUCACCUCGAGAAGGCUGUCGUGACUUCUGGGAACCUGAGGGGUGAUUUAGAAGUUUAUCUAAGCAGUCGACCCAUCCAGUAGCACGCUGUGGCCCUUAGUGCUCUACGGUGUCAAGCCCCCUUCUGUGUGGAUUCCCACCCUGCAUUUUCCCACCCUGUGGUGCCCUGCCUCAGUGAAAAGUGCAGGCCUCACCCUCCUGCAUUAUGACUGUGGCCACGGGCGACCCCUCAGAUGAGGCGGCAGCACACCCUGGUCUUCCUCAGGACUAUGACCCCGGAACAGAGCAGGACUGCUGUGAGCGAGUGGUCAUCAACAUCUCGGGUCUGCGUUUCGAAACGCAGCUUAAGACCCUCUCGCAAUUCCCCGAAACAUUACUGGGGGACCCCAAGAAGCGCAUGAGGUACUUUGACCCCCUAAGGAACGAGUAUUUUUUUGAUAGAAACCGCCCAAGCUUUGACGCCAUCCUCUAUUAUUAUCAAUCGGGCGGAAGGUUGCGGCGACCCGUCAACGUCACUUUGGACGUGUUCUCGGAGGAGAUCCGUUUUUACGAGCUCGGAGAAGAAGCGAUUGAGAUAUUCAGGGAGGACGAGGGUUUUAUCAAGGAGGAGGAGAGACCGUUGCCUGAAAAUGAGUUUCAGAAGCAGGUCUGGUUGCUGUUCGAGUAUCCAGAAAGUUCUGGGCCAGCCAGGAUUAUAGCUAUAAUAUCAGUCAUGGUCAUCCUCAUCUCCAUUGUCAGCUUCUGCCUGGAAACCUUGCCCAUCUUCCGCAGCGAUGAGGAGGAGAUGCACAAAGUCCCCACUAACGUCAACACCACAACCAUUUACACAUCCAACUACUUCACAGACCCUUUCUUUAUUCUAGAGACGCUUUGCAUCAUCUGGUUCUCCUUCGAGUUCUUGGUGCGGUUCUUUGCCUGUCCUAGUAAAGCCAGCUUCUUUGUGAACAUAAUGAACAUGAUUGACGUGGUAGCCAUCAUUCCUUACUUCAUUACGCUGGGAACGGAGCUGGCGGAGAAAGCAGAGGAUGGGCAGCAAGGCCAACAAGCCAUGUCUCUUGCAAUUCUGAGGGUCAUAAGACUCGUACGAGUCUUCAGAAUCUUCAAACUUUCCCGCCACUCAAAGGGACUUCAGAUUCUUGGCCAAACCCUCAAAGCCAGCAUGAGAGAAUUAGGUCUACUCAUCUUCUUCCUCUUCAUCGGAGUCAUCCUCUUUUCUAGCGCCGUCUACUUCGCAGAGGCAGACGAACCCGAGUCGCAGUUCUAUAGCAUCCCGGAUGCCUUCUGGUGGGCUGUGGUUUCAAUGACAACCGUUGGUUAUGGAGAUAUGGUGCCCACAACCAUUGGAGGAAAAAUCGUCGGAUCCCUCUGUGCCAUCGCUGGCGUCUUGACCAUUGCCCUUCCCGUGCCCGUCAUCGUCUCAAACUUCAACUACUUCUACCAUCGAGAAACAGAAGGCGAAGAGCAGGCGCAGUAUCUCCAGGUUAGCGUCCCCAAAGCUGAUUCCCAAGAAGAGCUGAAGGGAAGUCGAAGUGGAUCCACCAUCAGCAAGUCCGACUACAUUGAGAUCCAAGAAGGCGUCAACAACAGCAAUGAGGACUUUCAGGAAGAGAACCUCAAGACAGCCAAUUGCACUUUAGCCAAUACAAAUUAUGUUAAUAUCAAAAAAAUGCUGACAGAUGUGUAGUCAUUUGUGGAGCAGGUCCAAACUGAACUUAAAAAGGACUAGUAAACCAUGUUCGAAGGAGGAUUGUGAGGUCAGAGAGCCUCAGUUAUUGACAUGAGAUUUCCGAUCUCCAAUACCUCAUUGAUAGUCCAGGUCCGUCCACAAUCCAAGUAUUCACCAGUGUUCGCAUGGAGUCAUCUAUAUCAUCCAACACCUUAUCCGGAGCAGGAGCCAAGUAUUUAUACGGAACUGCGGAACACAAAUAAACAGCACAUGAGUGUCAAUAUAUUUCAGUCAACAUCUUACUCUCAAAGCCAAGCUUCGCCAAAGAAAUGUCAUUUGUGUGCUUCAUCUGCUGUUAUAAAGGUUUGCCGUCACAUUCAGUACAUGUAUACGAUGCAAAGAAUACUCACAGGAGUUUCAUCCACUCUGCUGCUUGUUAACGAACACCAAUAUUCACCGAUUCAAGACGGUUGUCUAUUAUUUUAGUGUUAUUAUAGUGAUCAGCUGGGAAUGUCAUUGAAAACUGCUUGCUUCUGUGUCGAUAGUUGUGUGUGGAUCCAAAACACGUAUGUAUGGACAACACUUGUAUCAACUCCUUCACGAUUAUCCUGCUGCAAAGCUUUUGAAGACAAGAUGAAUGUCUCUACAUGCCAUAUUUUGUUAUUUAUAGUCUACUGUUGUUCAAUGGCUUUUCCUUUUUUCAUCUCAUAUCACCUUUCAACCAUUUUUGCAGUUCUUCAGGAUAAAGAGCAUACAGAACAUGUUAAAUGAUAAAUAAGCAAAAUAACACCCUAGUGCCACAGAAAAAAUGCUUGAUGUGUUGUGUAAGAGCAUACUGUUCAUUGUAUAUUCUGCGAGCUGCAGAGAUAGUCCGAAAUGUAGUUGAUAUUCAAAUAACUUUGCCACUUAAUGAGCCAUAUUGUAGUUCACACUUUAAUGUCCCCAAGCACAUUUGUAGCAAUGAUGUCAGAUUAUUUUUAAUCACUGGCUUGUCUGUCAUCUUGAAAUCAUUUUCAGGUGUUAGAAAAACCUUGAUAGAGUGUGUUAGAUGUUUUGUCUUUUCUUUUACCGGCUUUGAUCAAGAAAAAAACACUGGUAUUAUAGUGUUGCAUGGCCUCAAAAUCAAUCCUAAUGGCAUGGAUUUUCAACUCAAGAGAAAGUGAUAUACAGAAACUAGUCAGCUAGAUAUUACGACAAUAUGUAACUUGCUCUGUAAAUAUACAUAUAUACAUUUAUUUUUAUCUGUUUCAUUGUGAUCCAAAGGUGCUGUUUUCAGGUUUUGUUUUGCAAGCGAAACUAUAAAAAGACACUCAGCAUUGCAUUUGGACGGACAGUGCAGCAUUAGGGCAUUGAUUGCUGGGACAUUGAUUGUCUUAGUUUCAGGUGACCUUGAAAUCUAGAUUUACUUGGCUCUUGCAAUGAUGACUGUUUAAUAGCUAACAGUGAAUCAGCAGAGAGCUUUGGAAACUAUGUAAGUCAAUAUCGUCUUCUUUUGAUUGACCUUCUACAAAAGUUUUGGCUCCAGCCACAGUUGUUGCAUCCCAUCCUCUCAUUAAACAUAUAUUAUCAAGUAUAGCCAUUAUCAAGGCAGUAUAGCCAUUAUAUCGUAUCAAGUAUAGCCAUUAUUUCGAGCAUCUUAUUGUUUUCAUGCUCAUCUUUACACACAAAAAUUGACUGUUUGUGGAUGGUUUGAUGAUUUGACUAUUAUUUAACGUGGCACAUGAUUGCGUACCCUUAAGUUUCUCACCCACAUCUAUUCCAUUAUCUCACCUGGGCUGCAGGUGCCUUUGUCUUUGUUUCUCUAUUUUUAUUUUUAUUUUCUAGCAAACUUUAUGUGCUGAUGCUGCUAAUUUAGAAGCAGAUACUGCUUUCACAGCUGCUGCUAAUUAUGUUAUCUUUUUUUAAUUCAGAAUAUAGACAUCACUGCAACGCGCACAGUUCGGGUAGGUUUAACGAAAUGUACGAACCUCAAUGUCGCCAUACGGUGCACAGCCAGUGCCUAAAAUAUGUACUAAACUUAUGUUUGGAUGCUUUAAAGCUGAAGUGUGUAUUAUUAUUAUUUUUUUUUAAAUGGUUUCUUUUGUCUUAGCUGCAAGUAAUCCUGGUCACCCUUUGGUCCAAAUUAUCACUAUUAACUAAAUAUUAACUACGACUUUUGCAUUAAUAAACUCCUAAUUACUGCUUAUUAGUAGUUAGUAAGGUAGUUGUUAAGUUUAGGAAUUGGGUAGAAUUUGGGAUGUAGAAUAUGGUCAUGCAGAAUAAGGCAUUAAUAUAUGCUUUAUAAGUACUAAUAAACAGCCAAUAUCCUAGUAAUAUGCAUGCUAAUAAGCAACUAGUUAAUAGUGAGAAUUGGACGCUAAAAAACUAAAGUGUUAACAUAAUCCCUUCAUGGACUAAUUUCCCACAAAACACUGUGGUGCUUUCAAAUCCUUGCUUUGCUUAGGCAGCCCAACACCACAGCAUUGGCUAAACCAAUAGUGUGAUAUAAGGGUGAAACUAUCUGUGUGUCUGAGCAAUGGCAGAUGAGGAGUGUUUGGAAGAUCUGUUUUGAAAAUAAUCAUUUUUGUAAUUCUAUAUAGGAGAGCAGACAUUACACACUUCAGCUCUAAUACAGGCAAACAGCAGGUUUUCUAUGCAUGACAUUGGACAGUAUGCUGUUAGUGAAUCAGAUGUAUCAUCCAAAUACAUAUACAUAAACAUUGUCACUGUAACUU
This is a messenger RNA of Megalobrama amblycephala (Wuchang bream), 4936 nucleotides long. Its product is annotated as potassium voltage-gated channel subfamily A member 2. Gene Ontology annotation, biological process: potassium ion transmembrane transport; protein homooligomerization. NCBI's taxonomy places the organism in Eukaryota, Metazoa, Chordata, Actinopteri, Cypriniformes, Xenocyprididae. The transcript is spliced from 3 exons. Gene Ontology annotation, molecular function: protein binding; delayed rectifier potassium channel activity. The coding region runs from base 762 to 2240 and encodes 492 amino acids. Gene Ontology annotation, cellular component: voltage-gated potassium channel complex; juxtaparanode region of axon; dendrite. The record is from RefSeq and is a predicted model, not a curated record.